AUAAUCCCUCCAGUGUGUCCUGGGUCUUCCAGUGAACCAGAACCAUGCCUGUGAGCUCGGUCAGUCUGCUGGUCCUGCUGCUGUGUGAGUUUCUGGGAGGAGGGGUUCUGUCAGUCUGUCCCUCUGUGUGCUCGUGCAGCGGGGGUCACCGUGUUGUGGACUGCUCUUUAAGAAGUCUCAUCAAGGUGCCUGUUGGUCUGCAGCACAACAUUUUGUUUCUCAACCUUUCCUUCAACAGCUUGCAGGUUCUAGACAGCCAGCUCAGCUCAUAUGGCCACCUGCGGACCCUGGAUCUCUCUUACAACCACCUGCAGACACUACCCCCAGCUCUGCCACGGUCUCUGUGGGAGAUCCGAGUUGCAGGGAACCAAUUACAGUCUCUAGAUAAGAAAGACACGGCAUACCACUGGAACCUGAAAGUUCUGGACAUAUCCCAAAAUGCGCUGAAUAAAGUGGUCUUCAUCAACAACACACUGCUGAAUCUAAAAUCUCUCAACCUCAGCUGGAACAGGUUUUGGACUGUGCCCACAAACAUGCCUCCCAACCUGGAGUGUAUUGAUCUGUCUCACAACUAUCUGGUUCAGAUUCUUCCUGGGUCGUUGGACCGGCUUCCAAAGCUGGUCCACUUUUAUCUGCACGCAAACCGUUUCUCCUGGUUAUUUGAAGGGGUCUUGGAUAAGCUGACGGGGCUAGAAAUGAUCACCCUUGGAGAUAAUCCCUGGGCUUGUGAAGAAGAAGAAAACAUGACAAGCCUCCUUCAAUGGGCAGAACAAACCCAAGCAACAAUUCUGGGAUGUCCUUGUUACACCAAACCCAUCUGUGGACAGACACCAAAUAGAGAAAACACCACUCUGUUUACCUGGCCCUCACCAUGGAUGAACCAGAGAGAGGGAAGGGAUGAGGCUCAGUCACCCGUCCUUUCCAACAUCCAUCAGGACAGAAGAAGUCUGUCUGAAUCUGAGGAAAAACUGGUACUGCUGGUUCAGGGACAAACGAGUACACCAGCACCCCCACAGUCUUCAACCAAGAACCCCCAGAGCAAAAACCAUGCUGUCCUUAUCCACAUCCAAACUUUUACCAUGACAACCAUUAUCAUAACAGCAGCAUUCACUUCACUUUAAACCACUGCAUUCAACAAAGACUGGGUCCACAGACUGGACAUUCAUAGACUUUUGAUGGGAACCUAGAAGUCUACGCCAGAUCAGGACCAACCUGCCCUGUCGGCUGGUUCCAUUACAAGUUUUAUGUCCCCUUCAUGUAAAUCAAAGGUGCCCAAUCACGGUCCUCGAAAGCCACUAUCAUAUAUGUUUUAGAUGCUUCUCUGUUUUGACAUAUCUGAUUUAAAUACAGUGGUUUGCAAAAGUAUUCAUACCCCUUGAACUUUUCCAUAUUUUGUCACA
Molecule: messenger RNA, 1400 nt
Organism: Austrofundulus limnaeus
Lineage: Eukaryota; Metazoa; Chordata; Actinopteri; Cyprinodontiformes; Rivulidae
Gene: omgb
Product: oligodendrocyte myelin glycoprotein b
Exons: 3
Coding region: 45-1121 (358 amino acids)
Biological process (GO): neuron projection regeneration
Molecular function (GO): protein binding
Source: RefSeq, a predicted model, not a curated record